CCAAUCAUGAUCUUUACAGCGCUCACAAUGCUUCACGGUACAUGGUGGUAUUGGCUCCGGAACAUGGGCACCAUCAGGCUGGAGCGUUUCAAAAGAUGCUUGAUAUUUCGCCAGCAAGGGCACAUCUGCACUGCAUAUGUGAUCCCAUCACAGCACACACAUACAGCACACAGCAAUGCAGACAAAUUCACUGGCCCAUCAAUAUCGUUCCCACUGACAAUCAUUGGGGCACAAUCGUCGUUCAGAUCUAGCUCAUUCAGAAGCAAUGAAACUGUCACGAUGAACACAUGGUAUAUUUACGCGCAAAGGUAAUUGGGGCAGACGGAGACAAGCCAUCUCAAAACACCAUGUUGCUGGCAUGGAGGCGCCUGGAAGGCUGCAAAAGAAAGAUGCCAAUAAGAAAUUGACAG
Molecule: messenger RNA, 410 nt
Organism: Coccomyxa subellipsoidea C-169
Lineage: Eukaryota; Viridiplantae; Chlorophyta; Trebouxiophyceae; Coccomyxaceae
Exons: 1
Coding region: 7-312 (101 amino acids)
Source: RefSeq, a predicted model, not a curated record